AUGGCGACGCUAGCAAGCGCCCAGGUGGCACCGCCACCAGCGGGUUGGCCAGUGUUCACAUACCAGGGAGAGCUGACGGACAAGAGCACGCUCCAAUACAACCCGACGAACGAGUUCAUCUUCCCCAGCGUGUUCCAUGCCGGCUCGUAUCUGGACAACCCGCUCGGGGAGUGGUACCUCUACUACGCACCGCACGAGAACCCCGGCGGUAUCUCGCUCAUGUACGCUGACUCGCCCGACGGGCCCUGGACCGAAUACGACAACAACCCGGUCAUUGCAAACGUGUGGCCGGGCCACUACUCGGUGCCGCACGUCUCCAGCCCAGACGCGGCGUGGAACUGGGAGGAGGGUCGCUUGUUUGUUUACUUCCACGGAACCAACUCCCAAACCCGCUGGGCAGCGACCGACGAUGGCGUGACCUUUGACUACGGCGGUAUUGCGGUAGACAACAAAAUGGGAGGGCCAAAUGUCACUGAGUCGAGCUACGCGCGCGUCUUCAGGCACCCCAACCCCUUCUCCGGCUACGCCUACGCCAUGUUCUACAUGGGCAACGAAGUCGACAAUAUUCGCCGCAUCCGCCUGGCCGAGUCCGUGGACGGACAAGAAUGGGUUGUGGACCCUGACUACGUCGUCGAGCCCGGUUCCGAAGAGGGAGCCAACGUCUCAGGCGCCAAGCUUUGGCGCUGGAACGGGCAGUACUAUGUUAUUUACCACGCGUCCAGCGGCAAGAGUUACGCCAGGACUAUUGACAGGACGCUGCGUGAUGUCGGCUCCGUUCCCAUCCUGCUCCACAAGGCCAGUGGCGUUGGCAACGAUGUUGGACGUGUCGCGUCUCCAGAUGUCGUCACAUACUAUGGUGAGACGUAUCUGUUCUACGAGUCGGGUGACCGUCUCGGUGCGACCAUCGCCUGGGCGAAGGUUGUUUAA
This is a messenger RNA of Ilyonectria robusta, 927 nucleotides long. RefSeq lists its product as uncharacterized. Lineage: Eukaryota; Fungi; Ascomycota; Sordariomycetes; Hypocreales; Nectriaceae. The transcript has a single exon. The record is from RefSeq and is a predicted model, not a curated record. Bases 1 to 927 code for a protein of 308 amino acids.